Messenger RNA from Entrophospora candida, 283 nucleotides. NCBI's taxonomy places the organism in Eukaryota, Fungi, Glomeromycota, Glomeromycetes, Entrophosporales, Entrophosporaceae. The record is from the annotation of a GenBank genome assembly.
AUGAGACACCCAGACUAUGAGGGAUUUAAUAUGACCUUACCACCUAAUGCCACUAUUUUGGAUAAAAUUAAAUAUCGGAUUUGUAAACAAAUAUUAAGUUACGAAUAUGAUAAUAAACUUACUACCGAAGAAUUAGCACAAAGAAUUAAUUUAAGUGUUCCCGAAACCAAGGAAAUAUUACUUUGCCAUACUCAUAAGUUCACCUUGGAUAGGUUAAUUACUUACUUUGAAAAUUUACAUAUUCCUUUUGAAAUUAAGUUUACUAACCAAUCCGAAGUUAAGA